Molecule: messenger RNA, 1500 nt
Organism: Fibroporia radiculosa
Lineage: Eukaryota; Fungi; Basidiomycota; Agaricomycetes; Polyporales; Fibroporiaceae
Exons: 10
Coding region: 1-1500 (499 amino acids)
Biological process (GO): N-acetylglucosamine catabolic process
Molecular function (GO): N-acetylglucosamine-6-phosphate deacetylase activity
Source: RefSeq, a predicted model, not a curated record
AUGAUCUCUUCCAAUGGCUUGAUCUGCUUCACUAAUUGCUUACUGCCCUUGGAGGAUGGCAGUCUCGUUCAGAGAGACCUCUGGAUCGAUGAGCGGCGAGGUACCAUCUUAGAUGCACAGCGUACAUUUUUCCUCAGGAAGGAGAGGCCUGAUCGAGUUAUCGAUCUGAAGGGAAAUGUUCUGAGCCCGGGGUUCAUGGAUAUUCAGAUCAACGGAGCUUAUGGGUUCGACUUCUCUGUUUAUGAUGGAGACGAUGAAGCGUACAGGCAAGGCUUGAAGACGAUCGCGGAGAGGAUUGUGGAGACCGGUGUCACCUCCCUCGUCCCAACCAUCAUUACCCAAGAGAAGUCUCUCUAUCCCAAGCUUUUGCACCUGCUUCGCCCACUGUCCCUUGCGAAUUCGGCAGCCCUUCUCGGAUGGCAUGCGGAGGGACCGUUCAUCCAACUUGCCAAGCGCGGCGCUCAUGCACCCCAGUUUCUUGUUCCUGCCCACGAACGCUUCGCAUCUUUUGAGGCCGUAUAUGGUACAGAUAAUCUGGCUGAUCAGGAGGACUGGCUCAUGGCGGAGGGAAGUGACGUCGACAGCGUUGGCGUGCGGAUUAUCACUGCCGCUCCAGAGAUCGAUGGUGUCAUGCCCGCCGUAGACGAGCUUGUCAAGCGUGGUGUCGUGUUCUCGAUCGGGCACAGCAUCGCAACGACCGACAUCGCCACGCACGCCGUUCAACAGGGCGCGCGUCUCAUUACGCAUCUCUUCAAUGCCAUGCCCCAAUUGCACCACCGCGACCCGUCCAUCAUCGGCCUCCUCGGCGCGUCACCCCAUCUCUCUGUUCCAUUCGCUCUUCCACCCAGUGGCUCGAGCUCUGUGUCGCACUUGCGCGGAGGAUCGCUUAGCCGGCGCCUUGGUACGAAGUCCGCGCAGGCUCUGCUCGAGAGCCCGAAGCCCACCUCGGAAGCAUUCGAUGAUCUAGAGACACCACCUCAGACACCGCUCUUGCGCGCCACAACCUCUGACCUAUCCCUCGUGAAGGGCAAAGCAGCAGAUAUGGCCUUCGAGCGGCCAUUCUACGAGCUCAUCGUCGAUGGAAUACAUUCCCAUCCAAAUUCAGUCCGGCUUGCGUACUCGGCCUAUCCAGAGGGAUGCAUCCUCAUUACAGAUGCGAUGAAGAUUCUCGACCCUCACCUCAAGGACGGCGUGCAUGAAUGGCGUGACGGCAAGCGGUUCGUGAAAGAGGGCGACAAGCUCUACCUAGAAGGCACGGACACGCUCGCGGGAAGUGUGGUCACGCUGGACAAGUGUGUCCGCAACUUCUCGCGCUUCACGGGUUGCUCGCUUGGCGAGGCAAUUAAAUGUGCCACGUUCAACCCAGCGAAGUGUCUUGGAAUUGAAAAUAAGAAAGGAACCUUGCGUCCUGGUGCAGAUGCCGAUCUCGUCGUGCUCGAUCGCCAGGGCAAUGUCCUCAGCACCUGGGUCAAAGGCCAAGAAGUUUGGAAGAAGGACUAG